AUUAUAUAAAACAUAGCCAUGGGAUCCAAGUGUAACACACGAUUCAUUUCCCUGUAGACCACACAAUGUUGGCUCAAAUAUCAUUGUUUUCCCUCUUUUCCCUUUUCCCUCUGCUUUUCUGCAUCUUCUUCUUCUUCACCAAGACCAACAAAAAUCCUUCCUCCGUUGAACUCCCCAAAUCGUAUCCUCUAGUGGGUUCCUUCUUCGCCGUAUUUGCCAACCGGCACCGCCGUCUGCAGUGGCUCUCCGACCUUCUCCAAAUCUCCCCGGCCGCCACCUUCACCCUCCACCGCCUGUUCGGGCAGCGGCAGGUUUUCACCGCUGAUCCCGCCGCCGUCCACCACAUCCUCAAGACCCACUUCCACAUCUACCAGAAAGGACACUCCUUUCGCUCUACUCUCACCGAUUUUCUCGGGGACGGCAUCUUCAACGCCGACGGCCACAGCUGGAAAUUUCAGCGCCAAGUUUCGAGCCACGAGUUUAGCACCAGAUCGCUGCGCAAGUUCGUCGAGUCCGUCGUCGACGUCGAGCUCUCCGAUCGACUGCUCCCCAUUCUUCGCUCGGCGGCCACGGCGCCCUCUGUUUUGGAUCUUCAGGAUGUUCUUCAACGAUUCGCUUUUGACAACGUUUGCAAGAUUGCUUUUGGGUAUGAUCCAGCUUACUUAUCACCUUCGUUCGGGCAAUCAAAAUUCGCGAUGGCUUUUGAAGAUGCAGUAAGAAUCAGCAGCGGCAGGUUCGCGUCGCUGCUUCCAAUAGUCUGGAAAGUGAAGAAAUUCUUAGACAUUGGAUCUGAAAAAAGGCUUCGAAUCGCAAUCUCCGAGGUUCGAGGAUACGCGAAGAACAUCAUAGAGGAGAAGAAAAACGAGAUCAAAACCAACGCUUCCAUCGAUUCAGUCGAUCUCCUAUCCCGGUUCCUCAGCUCCGGCCACUCCGACGACAAUUUCGUUGCCGACAUAGUCAUAAGCUUCAUCCUGGCCGGCCGGGACACCACGUCGGCGGCGCUCACCUGGUUUUUCUGGCUGCUCUCGAAAUACCCAGAAGUGGAGGAUCGAAUUUUGGACGAAAUUAACGACAAAUCCGAAAUUAGUGGCGGUGGGUAUGAUGAAGUGAAGGAUUUGGUGUACACGCACGCGGCUCUGUGUGAGAGUAUGCGGCUGUACCCUCCGGUGCCGGUGGACGGGAAGGAGGCGGCGGAGGACGACGUGUUGCCGGACGGGACGGCGGUGAGGAAGGGGGAGAGAGUGGCGUACCAUCCGUACGCAAUGGGGAGGCUGGAGUCGAUUUGGGGGUCGGACUGGGCGGAGUUCCGGCCAGAGAGGUGGCUGGAGAGGGAUGGCCCGGCGAAGUGGAGGUUUGUGGGAAGAGACAAUUACACGUACCCGGUGUUCCAGGCGGGGCCGAGGAUUUGUUUGGGGAAGGAAAUGGCGUUUCUGCAGAUGAAGAGGAUGGUGGCCGGAAUUUUGAAGAGAUUCCGGGUGGUGCCGGCGGCGGAGGAGGGUGGAGAGCCGAAGUUUGUGCAGUACAUGACGGCGAAAAUGGAAGGUGGGUUUCCGGUGAGGAUUGAGGAACGAGAGGUCUGGUGAGAGGAGAAAUGGUAAUUUGUUCGAAUAACGUUUACUUUUAGACACCCAAUUAUAUAAAUGUCUAAAAAUUACACGUUGGUGUUUAUGGAGUGAAACCCAAUUAUAAAGUAUAGUUAUCCAGAUUAAUUUUGGGAAACAAAUCAAAUCAAUAAGCGCGAUUAUUUUA
Molecule: messenger RNA, 1749 nt
Organism: Momordica charantia (bitter melon)
Lineage: Eukaryota; Viridiplantae; Streptophyta; Magnoliopsida; Cucurbitales; Cucurbitaceae
Product: cytochrome P450 94A2
Molecular function (GO): monooxygenase activity; heme binding; oxidoreductase activity, acting on paired donors, with incorporation or reduction of molecular oxygen
Source: RefSeq, a predicted model, not a curated record